UAGUUUUCGGCUGAGGAGCGGCGCUGGUGCUUAGUAGACUUGGAGGCAGGCGCGCGGCGGGCAGGCCUGGAGGGGGCGGGUCCGCGCGGGCCUCACUGCCUCCCGCCAGGCUUGAGGAGAGAAGGGAGGUCACGGCGUGAAGGUGUGUAUCCGCUCCGGCCGCCCCGGCUGUCUUCGAGAGCUGCUUGCGUCGGGAGCAACCAUGUCCUACUGCCGGCAAGAAGGGAAGGAUCGGAUCAUAUUUGUGACCAAAGAAGACCAUGAAACUCCUAGCAGUGCAGAGCUGGUGGCUGAUGACCCCAAUGAUCCCUAUGAGGAGCACGGAUUGAUACUGCCCAACGGAGAUAUUAACUGGAAUUGCCCAUGUCUUGGGGGAAUGGCCAGUGGCCCCUGUGGGGAACAGUUCAAGUCUGCCUUUUCCUGCUUCCACUACAGCAAAGAAGAAAUCAAGGGAUCAGACUGUAUAGACCAGUUCCGGGCCAUGCAGGAGUGCAUGCAGAAGUACCCGGACCUCUAUCCCCAAGAUGAGGAAGAGGAAGAGGAGGCAAAGCCAGCGGAGCAGGCGGAGGAAACAGCUGCUACGGCCUCUGCAGCCAAAGAACAGGGGUCAAGCUCCUGAAGGCCACAGGACUUUGUGCACAAUGCCUUUUGGUCACCUCUGUGAAACUCUCCCUCUAUGCACUGUAAUGUACAAAAUAACUUAUUUUAAUGAUCAAGGGUCUUGGCUACUUGCCAUAUACACUGAAGAAAAGCGGGGGGUGUGCACCUAUGUCCUGCAUAAACCUAUCCUUGAGCGUUAAGCUACUGCUGGAUGUACUCCGUGUUUGCUCUGGAUUUUGCCACUUUGAAAUACUGUGCUGAGGCUUCUCAGCAACCAAAAGUUGUUACUCAGGAAAGUUUAUCGUGAGAGAGCUGAUUUAUUCUGACCCAUUUUAUCCCUUUUGGUAGAUUUUACACCUCUUUGGGAAAUUAAGUAGAUGCCAGAACUCCUUCAAGAGUGUCCAUUCCUAUUGGAAGAGGUUGGUGGUCAGAUCCUUGAGCUGGAGUGUAUGGGGCUGCUGCCUUGGUCUAGGCACCCAAGUUUCUGUGUUAGCAGUCCAGACUCCAAGGUGUCUACAGUUGCAGGGUGGGAUUGGACCCUGUGACUCCCAGUCCCUCCUAAGUGAAAGGAGAGGCUUGGUUUUCGGUUUAUUGUUUUGCUGUUCUGAAAGCCCUGGUUUGGAGCCCAUGUUCACUCAACCCAAUCAGUUGUGAUAUUGAGGUGGGGACCUAGCUGCUUCCAGAGCAGAAGCCAACAGAGGAAACCGUCUGAAUGAAGUACUCAAUUAAAAAGAAACAAUUUCUGUCUGA
Molecule: messenger RNA, 1350 nt
Organism: Peromyscus leucopus (white-footed mouse)
Lineage: Eukaryota; Metazoa; Chordata; Mammalia; Rodentia; Cricetidae
Gene: Chchd4
Product: coiled-coil-helix-coiled-coil-helix domain containing 4
Exons: 3
Coding region: 203-619 (138 amino acids)
Biological process (GO): protein import into mitochondrial intermembrane space
Cellular component (GO): mitochondrial intermembrane space
Molecular function (GO): protein-disulfide reductase activity
Source: RefSeq, a predicted model, not a curated record